Aspergillus versicolor CBS 583.65 is the source of this 1068-nucleotide messenger RNA. RefSeq names its product AIM24 family protein. The transcript is spliced from 5 exons. The coding region runs from base 1 to 1068 and encodes 355 amino acids. NCBI's taxonomy places the organism in Eukaryota, Fungi, Ascomycota, Eurotiomycetes, Eurotiales, Aspergillaceae. The record is from RefSeq and is a predicted model, not a curated record.
AUGUCACAACAUCCAAUGCACUACCCUCCCCCUCCAACUCAAGGACCUCAAUACGCUCAGAUUCAGAAAACUGGAUCUUUCCCAGUUGCUCAACCAUCCCCCGGUUUUCCUCCGCCAAAUUUCAGUUAUCCUCCUCCUCCCACACAACAAGCUCCACAGACAGAGUUUCCGCCUCCCCCGUCUGUGAGCCCUCCAAACGAGAAGAGCUUCGCUUCCCAAAAUGCUGCUGCGUUUGCCGCGAACACAGCCCUCCCUCAAUCACCACCUCCCCCAUUCAACGAAAAGGCCUACGCCCAGUCGAUAGUUUCUCAACCCACGCCAUCUCAAGCCUCCCAUGGAGCAUCACAGUCACUCGGUGGAGGGUCCUUUGUAGGGGUCACCUCUACAACUCCAGACGAUGUGGGAACCUUUAACGGUGGGAGUUACCGUGUCAGUCAUCGAGAUUGUAACACCGUCCUCACCCUUCAACUGGCUGUUGGGUGCCCACUUCGUGUGAAACCCGGUGUCAUGAUUGGCAUGUCUCCUACGAUGACACUCAAAGGUACAAUCAACUUUGGGCUAGUGAAGCUGAUUUCGGGAGGUGAAAUGGCUACAUCUGAGUACACUGGACCAGGUGAACUCUUGAUUGCACCAACAGUCCUUGGUGAUGUUACCGUCAUCCGACUUGCGGAGCCACAAAAAUGGCAAGUCGGCAGAGAUGCAUUUCUCGCCUCAACAAGCGGCGUCAAAUAUGACCACAAAGCUCAGAGCUUGUCCAAAACAUUCUUUUCUGGUGAGGGACUGUGGAUAUACAGUUUCUAUGGGACCGGUUUGCUGUGGUUGCAAAGUUUCGGAGCAAUCCUUAAGAAGGACCUUGCGGACGGCGAAACAUACUUCAUCAACAACGGCCAUCUUGUAGCCUGGAACUGCAAGUACAAGCUUGAACGCGUGGCCUCCGGCGGCAUCCUUUCCAACAUCAGUGCAGGCGAGGGCUUGGCCUGUAAAUUCAUCGGCCCCGGCACCGUGUAUCUCCAAUCCCGCAACGUAGCGGCGUUCGCUAUGCAAAUUGGGGCUGCGAAGUUACGUUGA